AUGCCACUUACCAAUGGCACCUACUUCAAGCCAUCUGUCUUCACACUAACUGGAAUUCCUGGCCUUGAAUCAGUGCAACACUGGAUUGGGAUCCCGUUCUUCAUCUCUUUUGUCCUGGCCAUUAUUGGAAAUGGGCUGCUCAUCAUCAUCGUUCGCACUGAGCGUGCUCUCCAUGAGCCCAUGUUUAUCUUUUUAGCUGUGUUGGCCACUACUGAUCUAGGCCUGACCUUGUGUAUUACCCCUAAAAUGCUGGCAAUAUUUUGGCUGCAGUCAAGAGAGAUUUACUUUGACUCCUGUCUGACCCAGAUGUAUUUUACUCAUACUUUCCAGUGCAUGGAGUCUGGUAUGCUUUUGGCCAUGGCCUUUGACAGAUAUGUGGCUAUCUGUGAGCCCCUGAGGCAUUCUGCGAUUCUCACAAAGAAGGCGCUGGUCAGCAUCGUCAUGGUAGUGACUCUCCGGGCAUCUGUCGUCAUCACCAUGUGUCCACUGCUGGUCAAGUUGCGCCUAGAGCAUUUCCGAACCACAGUCAUCACUCAUUCUUACUGUGAGCACAUGGCUGUGGUAAAGCUGGCUGCAGACAAUGUCAGAGCCAAUAAAGUGUAUGGGCUAUUUGUGGCUUUCUCAGUCCUUGGAUUUGAUGUGAUCUUCAUUUUCUUGUCUUACGCCUUUAUCUUCCAGGCUGUUUUUAAAUUGCCCCAGAAGGAGGCACGGUUCAAGGCAUUCAACACAUGCACAGCCCACAUCUUUGUCUUUCUCCAAUUCUAUAUCCUCACGUUUUUUACAUCCUUCAUACACAGAUUUGGCUUCAAUGUUGCUCCUUAUGUGCACAUUCUACUGUCCAACCUUUACCUGCUUCUUCCACCCCUGCUCAACCCCAUCGUCUAUGGAGUGAAGACGAAACAGAUCAGAGAGGGAGUUCUCAAAAUCUGGUUUUUUGAAAAAAUAAACAAAAUUGACACCCCAUUGGCCCAACUAACUAAAAAAAAAGAAGAGAAAAGACCCAAAUCAAUAAAAUCAGAGAUGGACUCCAGGAGAUGGGUCUCUGGUGUGCAGGCCAUUGCGGGCUGCUCCAAUGCUGGGGGCGUGGUGCCCCCAUCCUUGGUGACCUUGAGGACUCUCAGAAGCUCAGGGGUCAUGGCUCAGAGGCUGCAGACCCAGCCCUCCUCAGGUGUCGUCAUGAUCAAUGGUUCUCCUUCGGCUUUGCAGAGAGUGGUGGUGAGGAACGGCUUUGGUGACAAACUUCGGCGCUGA
Oryctolagus cuniculus (rabbit) is the source of this 1251-nucleotide messenger RNA. Lineage: Eukaryota; Metazoa; Chordata; Mammalia; Lagomorpha; Leporidae. The record is from RefSeq and is a predicted model, not a curated record.